CAAAUAUGCUUUAUUUAGAUUUUUGUAUUGAUUUUUGUUAACUGUUUAAAAACUUAUGCUUAGUUUUAGAUUCAACUGUUUAAAAACUAAAAUGCUGGACAAGGAAUGGGUUCAUUUUAGCAGGUAUGUAAUUGAUUACAUAUUGUUAGGAUUUCAACAAAUGAAUAUAGACAUUCGGUAUCUUCGUGUGUGUCGUUCUUCCUUCCAAAUACAAUGAAGACUUGAUCCAUCAUACAAAAUAGGUGCCUGGAAAUUUGUCCGGACGGUGGCUGCUAAGUUAGGAGAUAGUGGCAUGGUAAUAUGCCCAUGCGUUGACUGUAGAAAUGUAGAUCGUCAUUCGUGUAGUGUUGUGGUUGCUCAUCUAGUAAUUAGAGGCAUGGAUGAGACUUACAAGUUGGGGAAAGAUUGGUAUCACCAUGGUGAAGUGAACUCAGGGGCUGACAGUUCUCUGGAAAUCCAUUCAGGCUAGAUUUGAACUUGAUGAAGAGUAUCAAAAGACCUAUAUCAUGAGCCAGAUGGGAUGUUUGUGGGGGUGUUUUAAAUCAUGUCUUGUAACUAAGAUCAGAAAAGCUCCUAAUAACCAAGCCAGGAUGAAUAUGCGACCGAAGAAUAUCCCGAUUAAUGAUUGGCGCAAAUUUAUCAGAUUGAAGACUAGCAACAACUUUAAGGUUGUUAGUGAUAAAUUCAAGGAACGAAGGCGUAAACAGAUUCCUCACACUUGCAGCCGUAAAGGAAUGGUUAGACUAGCAGAAGAGAUGAAAAAAGAAUGCCCUGAACCAUCUAAGGUCACAAGGCUGAAAGUUUGGGUAAAGUCAAGAACCAAAAAAGAUGGAACGCCGGUUAAUACUGUCGCCGCUGAAAAGAUUAGAAAGGCAGCUGAGUUGGAGAGUGUUCCUCAGGUUUCAUAAUUGUUAGGAGCUGAUAAUCCUGGUCGGUUAAGGGCUAUGGGCAGAGGGAUGAGUAUGACAAAACUGUCUUUUUUCCAAGUCAACAGUAAGUGUAUGGCUGAAAUGAAAGAAAAGCAAGUUAGUUUACAAAGAAAAGUAGAUGACUUACAAGCUGUCAUUGAACAUUUGAAGAGAGGAGAACCUGAGGUCGGGGAAAAUUCAGCUGCAAGGAGUGUCACUAAUAGAGCACAUCCUAAGUGUUUGCUUCUGGAUUAUAAUGGUACUGGUGAGAUUGUUGCUGAAGCUCUUGUGAUGUCUUCUGAUCCUCAAGACUUUGUGAAUGGGAUUCCAUUAGGGCCUAACUCCUAUAAAGUGUUGGUAGAAAAUGCAAUCAAACCAGAUGCAUUCCUAUGUAGACCUACAACUAACAUCCUGAAUAUGGAACAAGCUGUUGGAGAAAUGCUUGCUUGGCCAGAUGACAAUUGUAUUUUCCACGAAGACAAUGCGCCAAAGAGUCCAAAUACAGCUUCUGCAAACAAGUGUAUACUACUAAAUUGGAGAGGAAAUGAAGAAGUGGUUGUUGCUGAAGGACGUUGGCAGUCAAAAGAACUAGAUGCAUUGGUUAAUGGACUUCCAAUCGGACCUAAUGUAGUAAAGGUAUUUGUGGAUGUGGUCUUGAAACCUGAGACAUUUCUAUGGAAACCUACAACAAAAAUUAGUAUCAUUAAGGACUGUUUGAAGACUUUCGUAGCAUGGCCAGAGGACAAAGUGGUAAUGGUUUGAAACUGAAGUACCUUUGUCUAGAUUACGAGAACUUAUGCUAUUUAGACUUGUGUUGUUUAGCUUAUGGGAACUUAUGGUAUUGAGACUUAUGAAGUUUA
Molecule: messenger RNA, 1768 nt
Organism: Camelina sativa (false flax)
Lineage: Eukaryota; Viridiplantae; Streptophyta; Magnoliopsida; Brassicales; Brassicaceae
Source: RefSeq, a predicted model, not a curated record